AAUUGUCACAUAUAUUUGUUUACAAAACACGUGCUUUCUAUAUAUCUGCUACGAGUGAAGCUUUGGCAUAAAACGGACAUACAUUGUUGUAAAUAUGCAGAAAAUGGAACCAGAGAAAGUGUCUGCUGCAGUGGAGGAAUCCUCGGCAAGCGAACCGGUCCUUGAGCAAGAUGUGAAAUGUGAAUUGAAAGGCGAAGAAUACGCGUACCUCGAUGCUACCGGCUUCACAUCCGAGUUGUUCAAAAUCGAACUUCGAGGGCUCCCCAAAUACUAUGGCAUAGGGGAACUUAAAAAAUUGCUGAACGUGAAGAUGAAGCUAUCUAUGAACAAAAUAAAAAUUAUGAAGCCCGGCAGUCCCUUCAUAUUCAUUUGCUUUCGCAACCAAGAGGAUCGUGAAGCGGCAAUUAAAUCGCUUGAUGGUUACAAAUGGAAAGGCAGGGAAUUGUCAGCUUUCGAAGCUAAACCUGCUCCGGAUCCUUUGGUACGUCGACGCAAGGAAGCAUCCUCAACUGAAGGAGAGCCAUUAAACAUAAAGCGACGCACUGUCGAAGCAUCGUCAACGUCGCUCGCAUACCUGCCUUACGAGCAGCAGCUGAAGCAAAAGCAAUCGGAAAUGGAAAACGUACUUCAAAAGUUUGGAAAUGAACUAUGGUCGUCCAUUCCGACGCUACGACCGUAUGUGGAAAGGCAACGCCAAGAGCACGGCGGUCUACCUUGCGCUUUGGAGUCGAUUCGACCGUCUCCUAUCCAAGAUGGAUAUCGUAACAAAUGCGAGUUUUCUAUCGGAAAGGAUGCACAAGGUGUAAAGCGCGUAGGAUUUCGGGUUGGAAGCUAUUCUAAUGGCUUUCUCGAGGUUGAAUCAAUAGCGCAUCUCAAGCACAUCCCGAGCACGAUGAAGCAAAUAGUAGCGCUCUUUGAAGAAUACGUGCAACGUUCACCGUUCGAAGUUUACAGCGCCGAAACAUAUCAGGGCUUCUUUCGUCAAAUGACAGUGCGAAUGUCGUAUGCAACCGGUCAGGCGAUGGUGAUCGUAGGCGUGCAUCUCCAGUCACUAUCCGUAGACGAGCAAAAGAUAAUGAAAGAGGCCAUCGUCGAUUGCUUAACAUCGGAAGCCGGUAAAAAGGCAGGUAUUUGUUCUAUCUACUUUGAAGUGAUUCAAAAACGGCAGCAAGGCCAAUACACCAAUCCAAUGGAACAUUUGUAUGGAGAUACACACAUUGAGGACAAAAUAUUAGGUCUCACAUUUCGCAUCAGCCCAGGAGCAUUUUUCCAAAUCAACACUCCUGCAGCCGAGCUGCUCUAUCAGUGCGCCAUCGAUGUUGCUGCACCCGAUAAAAACACAAGUAUUUUGGACAUUUGUUGCGGAACGGGUUCAAUCGGCUUAUGCUUCGCGAGUCACUGCAAGCAAGUGUUUGGUGUCGACAUUGUUGAGCAAGCUAUUAAAGAUGCGGAGUACAACGCUCAAAGGAACGGAGUGAAGAAUUGUAAAUUUUUCGCCGGAAACUCUGAUGACCUUAUAGUGUCAUUGCUUAGACAAGCAAACGUUAUCCCGGAACAGCAGGAAUCACUGACAGCAAUUGUCGACCCACCGAGAGCUGGCUUACAUAUUCGCUCGAUUACGCAGCUGAGAAACGCACGAGGUUUAAAUAAACUGGUAUACGUGUCAUGCUCACCGCAAAGUGCUAUCAAAAAUUGGAUCGAUUUAAUGCGUCCUUGCUCCAAGCAGCUGCGUGGAGAACCAUUCAUUGCGCAGAAAGCUAUCGCAGUGGAUUUAUUUCCGCAUACUCCUCACACGGAAUUGGUUAUACUAUUUGAACGUGAGCCAGAACCUAAUCCAGAUCCCGUCGCUGAACAAGCUAAGAAUGACGAACAAGAAAGUGGAAAAGAAAAAGGAGAGAUGAUGGGAAAUACUUAAGUAGGAAGGAUAUGAAUAACCUUUCGGCGAUUUCAUGGAACAUAUAAAUAUCCUUCGGUUAAUGGCAAAUAUAUGCUUGUGUUUGCAAUCCAGUGACGUACGUUGAUGACGUA
Molecule: messenger RNA, 2028 nt
Organism: Anopheles stephensi (Asian malaria mosquito)
Lineage: Eukaryota; Metazoa; Arthropoda; Insecta; Diptera; Culicidae
Product: tRNA (uracil-5-)-methyltransferase homolog A
Exons: 3
Coding region: 95-1915 (606 amino acids)
Biological process (GO): RNA processing
Molecular function (GO): RNA binding; RNA methyltransferase activity
Source: RefSeq, a predicted model, not a curated record